UUCGGCACAGCCCAAACGUAAGACUUAGACGAAUGAUUUUACUCCAGUGAAGGCGGGAGGAUGAGAAGCAGCAGUUUUGACACAAGUGUUGUUAUUGUUAUUUCUAGCGGGCAAACAGCAGUGCCGGUGCUGGUGUGCUACCACAGGUUAUUCCAGAGCACCGCCGAAGUUAUUAAACAUCAUCCCAGCAGCGUUUCCUAAAUGACUUUAUAUUUGUAAACUGUUCCGUGUCUGCGCUCGUUGAACAAGCUAACGUGAAGCUAAAUUUUUAACGUCAACUUCUGGUUAUUUAACCUCCUGUCGCAGCUGACUUUGACUGAUUCAGAGGAAUGGCCGCAAGGAAACCUAAGGGAAAUGAUGUCAGCCUUCCUUUUGCUGCACUCCAGCUCCUGGCCCCUCCUGUGCGCCUGGUGUCUGCAGCCCUGUGGAAGGUGAUGAAGCAGAGGGACGUGAUGCAGUAUGGGGUUGUGGAAGAAUUUGUGACCUCGGCCUGUGAGACUGUCCCUGGGCUGCUCACCGUGAGACACCAGGGCAAGCUGGCAUUGGGACUGAGGGGACGGUUAAUCUUGGAGCUGUGCUGUAAAGAGCCAGAUGAAAAGGUGAUUAUGCCGCACCUGGGAAGGAUCUGUGCUCCCGCUGCCCUGUCAUCAUCCUCUGCUCCUACUAUGAAGAGGGAUGUUAAAAUUCUGAGAACAGUGGAAAGUUUCCAUUCAUUGGUUCACACACUGCUAAUAGACCCAGCAGAAAGAGAACAGUUCUUCAAGGAGGAGUUUCCUGUGGAGUAUGGCCCAAAGUUUGACGAGGAACUGGAGAAGCUGCUGUGGGAGUUUUUAAUCCGACUGGACCAGUUUCUUCCAGUUCCUAACCUUGCUCAGACUGUGUCAUGGCUCAGUGAUGCCCCCCCCAUCCUGGAGGAGUGUGCACGGGCAGCCACCCAACCUCAGCUCCUCAAGAUACUGCUUCAGCAUCAAACCUGUCUGGGUCAUCUGGAGGCAGCAGCAUCCCUCCCUCCAAACAUGGGGGACUCCAUCCUUACUUCACUCUCUCUGCAACCUUCUGGAAAAAUAUCUUCAAAUCAGCUGACGGGAGCCAAAAAGUCUUCUGCAGACCCUUCAGGUGCCACACAGACAAGAGAUGAAACACCAUUUAUUACCCCUGUUAUUGGAAUAAUAUCUAAUGAGGAUGUCCCAGUUAUGAUCUCUGCCAACGAAAGGAAUCUGAGAGGUGACAGUGUAACAAAAGAGAAUUUGAAAUUCACUAUGGUUAAACAGAGACAAAACCCCAAAGAUGAUGGAGUGAAAGAGGAUGGAGAACAAGUAGAGGACGAGAUCAGCGCUUCAGAAAGAAGUAGUGGAAUGAAACGCAAGCAGCCUGACCAAGAUGAAUCAGAUGAUGAGUUGUUAGGAGUCAGCAGUUCUGGGAAAAAGAGUUUGAGCAAGACUUUGAGAGUGAGCAGGCUCAGGCAGGGCAGACCAGACCACAGGACAAAUGAGAGCAAAGACAAGGGGGCAAAAACUGUAAGAAACAAUGAGUGUGAUGGGGUAAUCCUCGAAGCCCGCAUGACCCAGCUGGGUGUCAAGACGCUGCGCCUGCCUGAGGAUCCAUGGCUCCACUCCAUGUUUGUGUCCUGUCUUUGCAGCCAACCCAGUGUUGUUCUGGAAAAACUGUCAAUGACUUCUGAUAGUGCUGAAAGGACUGGUAGAGGAGCAAGAUCCCCAUACACGAAACAGCAGAAUCAAAGGAAAAAGUCGCCGGUCAAAGCUCCAAGACAUAAAAUCAUGAGCAACCAACCUCAGGAGCCUGACUCGGAUUUUCCUGGCCUGGACGAUAAAGAGAAUCAUCCUGUGUUACCGAGCAUAAGCAGCUCUCCCUCACAGCAACGGAGUAACGGAGAGAUGUCGUCCCUUCCAGGAGAGAGUGAAGACUACGUAGCUGAUUCUGAGGAUGAGGCGACAAAGAACUUCAAAGGCAGGCUGUUUAUGAAGCGCUAUUACAGGACCAAACACGGCACUUACGUUCCCACUCUGAGGGAGUACUGGAAACCCGGGAUGAGACGACGGGACCUGUCGUCUGUUGGCAGCAAGCGCAGAUGACGAAAACGAUUUUCCCUGUUGGCGAGGGAACAGUGUCUGACAAAAAUGCCAGACUUUUGAAUGUGGCUUCAUUGGUUUUCUCAACCAGCUACAGAGACAAAGAAGCCAUAAAUGAUUUGAAAUGCACCAGGCACUGGCGCCAAUGGACAUUGAUUUUCCUCAUCUUUCUCUUGAUUUUAUUGUAGCCGAAUCAAAUUGCUUUUUUUAACUUGAAGAAGUCUUGAAAUAUCCCAAAUGUUUAUUGUAAAUAAAUGACCAGACAGUGGCUGUGACUUUUAUAAAGAUUUUAAACCUGCAAUAUGUUAAAUGCUCAGUUAAUAAAGAUAUUUGACAUUGUAGUCAUAUUUUGU
Messenger RNA from Scatophagus argus, 2443 nucleotides. It is a transcript of the gene tinf2, whose product is annotated as TERF1 (TRF1)-interacting nuclear factor 2. Bases 330 to 2093 code for a protein of 587 amino acids. Gene Ontology annotation, molecular function: telomeric repeat DNA binding. The record is from RefSeq and is a predicted model, not a curated record. The transcript has 10 exons. NCBI's taxonomy places the organism in Eukaryota, Metazoa, Chordata, Actinopteri, Scatophagidae. Gene Ontology annotation, biological process: telomere capping; regulation of telomere maintenance via telomere lengthening. Gene Ontology annotation, cellular component: shelterin complex.